Messenger RNA from Acanthoscelides obtectus, 2809 nucleotides. Lineage: Eukaryota; Metazoa; Arthropoda; Insecta; Coleoptera; Chrysomelidae. The record is from the annotation of a GenBank genome assembly.
AUCUUAACCUCACUCUUUUGUUUUGGCUUAUUGAGGUCAAAAACAUGUGCAGGAUGCAGGUGUUCAAUUAAUUUUAAAAUUACCCCUCAAAGGACAAAGGACUCAUUCAAAUUGGCGGUUAAAACCUAUAUCAAGCCAACAUGUCGAUGCUAGCAGAGAAACGACGUAAAACAAAAUAUUCGCUAAACCCUAGAGGCAAUCAAUGGGCACAAGAUUCCAAUAAAUUUGGCCAGAAGAUUUUGGAAAGAAUGGGCUGGAAACAUGGGAAAGGCCUAGGAGCAAAGGAGAAUGGUAUAACAGAACAUGUUAAGGUAUCAUACAAGAAUGACAGCAAAGGAAUGGGUUAUAAAGGCAAUGAUGAACAAUGGACUGAACAUGAAGACAAAUUUGCUGCAUUGUUAAGUUCUCUGACGGGUGAAACAGAAUCCAAGCCUGUAGCAGUAAGUUCUUUGGAGAAGAAGUCGCAGAGUUCCAAAGCUAGGGUACACUACAUGAAGUACACCAGAGGUAAGGAUUUGAGUAGAUAUUCCGAGAAAGAUCUAGCAUGUAUUUUUGGGAAAAGAUCCUUGAAGGAAGAUGGAGAGAUAGCAGCCAAGGUAGAAGAACCAGCUAACAAUGAAUAUUUGAUAAACAGUGGCUCAAUGGCAGAUUAUUUCAAGAAGAAACUACCGAAUUUUAAUAGUGCUGCUGCAAAAUCAGGAUCAGAGUCUGAAAGUGAGCUGUCACAUUCAUUUGGUUUUGGUUUUAACAGCGAAUCUGUUCCAAAACAAGAGAAGACUACAUUUGUUUCAUAUCUGUCUGAAAAUAAACGAAAAGCUGAAGAUGAGAUCUGUGCUCCCAAGAAAAAAUCUAAAAAAGAGAUAAAGCAAGAGCAAGAUCUAGGAGUUGCAAAUCCUGCAUUCAAUCCACUAUCCACUCUGAUAAAGGUAGAAAGACAUGUUUUGGAAACAAUUGAAGAGAGUAUAGAUGAAGAUGCUUUGGAAGUUAGUACUAAAAUAUGUUAUGAAGUUGAUUUAGAAAAUAGUCUUGAGCAAGGUUCUAAAAAGAAGAAAAAACAUAAAAAGAAAGAUAAACAUUCUGGAGACAUUUCAUGUUCUGGAAGAGAUGAUAAUACCUCCAAGAAUUGUGGUAAAGAUAACACAAAUUUUAGUUGUGCUUUAGAUGAUUCAGUAACCCAAUCAAGUGAAAAUCCAUAUGAAGUAAAAAGAAAGAAGUCAAAAGAUACAUCAAUUAAAGAAGAAAACCCAUUUGAAGUUAAAGUGAAGAAAAGGAAAUUACCCAAGUUUGCUGUAGAGAACUCACAGUUUAAAGACAUUGAAGAAUCAAGUGUGAAUGAUAAUACUGAGAAUAUACCAGAUAAUCCUCAUGAGUUUAAAAUAAAAAAGAAGAAAUCAAAAUUUGUAGUAGAAAAUCUAGCAUUUGAUCCCAGUAUGAAUAUGAAUGAUAUUUCAGCAGGAGUCCAAGAAAACCCAUAUGAAGUGAAAGUUACUAGUAAAAAGAAGAAAUCGUUAAAUGGGAUAGAGAAUUCCACCUUUGAUGCAAGUAUAGAUUCAAAUGCAACUGAGAAAAUUGAGGAAAAACCUUAUGAAGUUAAAGUGAAAAAUAAAAGACCAAAAUUUGCCAUUGAAAACCCUAGUUUUGACAUGAACAAAGAUCCCACAUUAGAAAAUUCAGUAUCAGUUGAAGAAAAUCCAUAUGAAGUUAAAACCAAGAAGAAAAAAACAAAAUUUGCCCUCGAAAAUCCUUGCUUUGAUAUGAACCCUGAUUCCGCCUUAGAAAGUUCAGUAACAGUUGAAGAACAUCCAUAUGAAGUCAAAGUCAAAAACAAGAAGCAUAGGAACACAGUGACAAGUAGUGGGGUUCAAUUGGAAAAUUCAGGAUCAACCCAUGAAGCAGAAACUUUAAAUAGUGACAGAACUAAUGUAUCUGAAAAUUCUAGAGAAGUCAAAACAAAGAAAAAGAAAAAACAGAAAGAAAUUGAAGGAAAAUCAAAUCCCGAAUUAAAACGUGAUGAAAGCAUAAACUCUGUUAAUAGUGAAAUAGUUGAAGAUGAGCAACUGAUGUUGAAUGUAGCAGUUAUUCCUGUUGAAGUCAAGGCUGAUACUAAAGACACUGCCAAAACAUCACAAAGUGUAAAGAGAAGCAAGAGUGUCAGAUUCAGCAAUGUAAUUAUACAAAAUAAUGAGCAUAUCAAAACUGGUAUUGAUAACGAAUGUUUUGACAAACAAAAAAGCAUGUUGGAUGAAAACAUGCAGUUUAUCUCUCAAACCAUAGACCGGUUUGAGGCUGAAAUAGAAAAUGAUUUAAAUGAAGAGAAGCAAUUGAUGGUUGGGGAAAUUAGAAACCCUGCAGGACAGCCUGAAAAGCUACCAGAUGGAACAACAAGAUUAAAGUUCAAAGAUGCUAAUUUGGGGACAAAGACAGCAACAUAUCAUCUGAAUAAAACUGGAGCCAAGAAAUCAUAUAAACAUUUGAUUAAAGGUGACAUUGUUUUGAAGUUUAAGGAAACCAAUCUCCAUGAGAUUUCAGGUUAUGCUGCUAAGAAAGAAACACUUGUAUAAGUACUAGUUUUAUUUAUUUGAGAAUAAAGUUGUUUUAAUAUUGGAACACUUCAUAUGGUUUUUUAUUUUUGAGCCAACAUCUGGUUUAUCAUGUGGGUUUUCUGAUUCAAAAUCCUACUGGAAUGUCCAUCUUCUUAUCCAUAUUGCUCAACUACUGAUGAAAAUCAAUUGGUCUAAGUAAAUAUAAAAAUAAAUAUUUUUGAAUAUUAAAGCCAUGCAUUUCUGAGAAAGUAUGCAAUUAAAUAUUG